Molecule: messenger RNA, 2007 nt
Organism: Aedes albopictus (Asian tiger mosquito)
Lineage: Eukaryota; Metazoa; Arthropoda; Insecta; Diptera; Culicidae
Exons: 3
Coding region: 208-2007 (599 amino acids)
Cellular component (GO): membrane
Molecular function (GO): ligand-gated monoatomic ion channel activity
Source: RefSeq, a predicted model, not a curated record
AUGCAUAGAUUAUCAGAUUACAAUACACUUCAUCAAAUUAAUUUGCCUCGUAACACAAUUCAUCCAUAAAAACUUCUCACGUGUCUAAUCAUCACCGGUUUUUGUUGAAGAAUGUCGUCAUGGCACCAUGUACCGUUGUGAAUGAUCAAGCAUGUUUCAAAAACAACCGGCAUGUUUAGUCCUUGUUAGGUGACGUACCGGUGAAGCAUGAAGGGAUUAUCUGUGCUCGUUGUUUUAUUGUCAAUCGUAACGUUCGAUGGUUGCAAUGGCGCGUUAGAACCCAUCAGCUUGAACUCAAAUUUUUACUCCGAUGUUAUAGUACAAAUUUUGCAGACAUACUACUCUAAAAGUCAAGUUCCAGUCCAAAUCAACUGGAUGUCCUCGGAUCCCAAUAAGGCAACCCAGCAAGAUGAUUUGAUCAAUCAAGUUCUACGCAGUAAAAGUGGAAAUCCCAAUUUGUUGUUUCAUUUGGCUAACAUAAUGCAGAGAAGACCGUUUUACUACAAUCUCAUUUUCGUUGACAGUUACAGUGCUUUCAUGCAUUUGAUGAAAAACUUCAAUAGUUUGAUAUAUGACUUCUCCGGACUGUAUACUAUCGUAAUGACCGAUGCACCGAUGGACUUCAACGUGAUUUCGAAAAUGUUCAGCGAUAUGUGGCAGUUGGGAAUUGCUAGUUGUAUUCUCCUAAACGCGGAUCUACGACCUCAUCAAGAAGCUGUUAACAUUUUCACAUACUUUCCUUACACUCCAGGAUAUUGUGGUGUGGCGAACCCCGAGCUCAUCCACUCAGUGUACGUCAACGACAUGGACAUGUCAAGUGUGAACCUUUUCCAAAAUCGUUUCAAAAAUUUUCAUAAUUGUUCGCUAACGAUUGGCACUUUUGAAAUAAGACCGUUCAUCAUCAGAGAUUAUACGGAAGAUGCCGAUACGGCAAAAAUUAGUGGUAUCGAAGCGGAUAUGAUGAGCAUCCUAUCGGAACGGUUGAACUUUCACGCAGAGUACCAGUUCACACCAAACGAAACUCAGUGGGGAUUUCUGGGUGAAACCAACAGUACCGGUCUGAUGCGAAUGAUUCAGCAUGGUGAAGUUGACCUCGGGAUAGGCUGCCUUUCGUUCACUAAGAAACGCAACGAGCUUCUUAAGGCCGGAAGAGGUCAUUACACGUCCAAGUUGGUCUUUGCAAUUCCUGAAGGACGGCCAUACACUCCGUUGGAAAAACUGCUGAGACCCUUUGAAACGAGAAUGUGGAUAGCCAUCGGCUUGUGCUUAUUAUUAGGUGUUUUAGCGGUAAUUGGCAUCCAGAAUUCCGAUCUGAGGCACUACUUCAUAGGAACGGACGAAGACGAUCCGUUGAUGAAUAUGUUCAAUGUCGUUUUCGGGAAUGCAGUACUAACUUCGCCGGACAGAUGUUCCGCGCGCGUGGUGCUGAUAUCGUGGAUCUACUACUGCUUUGUGAUACGAUCAGUGUAUCAGGGUUUGCUGUUCCAGUAUUUGCAACAGGAGCAACGUUGGCCACAAGUUGAAAGCGUAGAUGACAUUCAAAGAGAACAGUUUCCUUACCAUAUGUCGGAUGUGGCCGUACGAUUCUUUGAGAGUGCACCACAUAUUUUGAACAGAACAAUUUUCCUACCACAAGAGAGUGACAGUCUCGGCAAGGCAUUGGAACGGUUGGCACGCGGGAAAUUGUACGGAGUCGUUUUGGUACCAAUUGACUCCAUCACAUACCACAACAAGUACAAAACGGAACUAGGGCUGGUCUCCAGGAUGAAGAGCGAAUUGGCCAUUCUACCGUUGGGCAUUCAUUAUCCGAAAAAGUCCCCCUUACCGAAGGUGUUUGAUAAAAUCAUCGGGGACCUUCAUCCGUCGGGGUUGAUCAAUUUUCUGGCUCAUAGUUAUGGUACGUUUGCGUUUGUACAAGACGAUCAGAAUAAUCAAGGGGAACCGAUGCCAUUGAACAAUAGGCAUCUGCUGGGUAGCUAUGUGCUGUACUUGAUAUUAAACGCUUAA